AUGAGUGCUAUGUCUUGUCACAUAAUGAAGUCGGACCGUCAGUCAAUGGCCAUUGCCCAGAACAGAGGGAUUUCACGCUGGCACAUCGUCGUAAAUAAAAACCUACUGAGAGGAAUCAGCAGAGAGAUGAUGGAAAACCAGGUGUCGAUGCAGCGGAGGCUUUUGAGGAACCCUCCUGGAGACAAAGGCCUGAUAAAGACCAGCACCUACAUCGUGCCCUGCUUCCUCUUUGUCGAGCUCGUCAUCAUGGCAGGCACCGUGCUGUUGGCGUACUACUUUGAAUACACCGACACCUUCCCGGUGCACGUUCAGGGGUUUUUCUGUUUUGACAAAUCCUACUCGAAGCCAUACCCCGGACCAGAAGACAACAGCAAAGCCCCCCCGGUCUUGGUCUACUCCCUGGUUACUGCGAUACCCACUGUGACGGUGUACAUCCUCGUGGUUUUGCUGUUUGUGUGGAUGUGGCGUAACCAUGGUGACGGACACUAUAUUUGUCCUCGGUUAGAGCAGCCGUCGCAGAUAGCGAGAUAG
Messenger RNA from Knipowitschia caucasica, 531 nucleotides. NCBI's taxonomy places the organism in Eukaryota, Metazoa, Chordata, Actinopteri, Gobiiformes, Gobiidae. The record is from the annotation of a GenBank genome assembly.